AGGAUCGAUGCCCUGGCCCUUGAGUAUCGACUACUAUCCAGACCCGAACGGCACAGAGACGUUCGGCGGCAUAUACCCCGCCCGCCUUUCACCCUUCUCCUCCCCUAUUUUCUUUCUUUCUUUCUUUUUCGCGGGGAUCCUCCUCCGCUCAGAUCCAGCGCUCGGAGUGACAGGAGGGCGACGAGUGCGGCGGCCAAACUCGCGGGAUCUCCCCGGCGCAGCGUACCCCGUGUCCUCUCCUCUCCUCUCCUGCGGUCGGCCUAGCCUAGCCUUGCCGCCGCCGAUCAAGACACCCGCCCCUUCCUCCUUGCAGAGUAAACAAGGGGUUCCUGAGGCCCCAAGAUCUGAGGAGAUCCGCUUCCUUUUGGUUUAUUUGUGAGGCAGUGCACCUGAAGAAAUGUCAGGAGGUCGGCAGACAUAUUGGUGCUUCCAGUGUAGACAGCGGGUUAGGCCGCGUGGACGGGAGAUGGAGUGUCCUUACUGUGAUGCUGGCUUUGUGGCUGAAAUGGAUGAUGUCGAUGCUCUCAUGAGCCAAUUUGUUGGGAUGUAUAGUGAUUUUCAUCGUGACCCAAGGUUCGGGAUCAUGGAGGCAAUGUCUACCGUGAUGCGACAUGGAAUGGGGAGCAUGAAUCGAGAGGCUGAUGUAAGAGGAAGGCCAAGCAUAUUAUCUGACCUGGAGACGGAAUUUGGUUCAGGGCCAUGGUUGCUCUUCCGUGGCCAGCUCCCCGGUCAUCUCUCAGAGGCCAAUAGUGGUUUCGACGUUUUCGUCAAUGGACGCCGUGGUGUUGGCAUGCGGAGGGCAGAUGUUGCAGAUUACUUUGUUGGGCCUGGAUUGGAAGAUCUGAUUGAGCAGUUGACUCAUAAUGAUCGUCGAGGGCCACCACCUGCCUCUCAGUCAUCGAUUGAUGCCAUGCCUAGUGUUAGGAUCACUGCCAGGCAUCUCACUGGAGACUCGCAUUGCCCUGUCUGCAAGGACAAGUUUGAACUGGGAUCAGAAGCAAGAGAGAUGCCAUGCAAGCAUUUAUACCACUCUGAUUGCAUACUUCCUUGGCUAGAGCAACACAAUUCCUGUCCUGUUUGCCGAUAUGAGCUGCCCACACAGAGCUCUAGUGGUGCCAGCUGCUCACGCUCAAGAUCAACCAACCAAAAUGACAGUUCAAGCAGCUCAAGUAGCAGUGGGAGAACCAGCGGGCGUCAGAGGAGAAGGAACCCGUUCUCGUUCCUAUGGCCUUUCCGCUCAUCAAGUUCUAGCACUGGUUCUCGUUAGAUUAGUCUGGUUACCUGGUUGGAGUUCACAAUGCUAUUUUUAGUGAAGAUGCUGAUCAAAUGUGCUUUAUGUGUGUCACGUCUUACACCCAAUAUGUAAUGUAUGGCUUGUUAUAGUCGCCCCACAAAAUGGAUUUCCUUGCGAGUAUAUAGUCAUCUAUCUUGCUAAAUUUCGUAGCAGCUGAUUUUGUUUGCUUUUACACAAGUCAGUAUAAACUUCUUUUUUUGAGAUUUCAAUAUAAACUUUUUGGGGGUGAGAGGUCGGAUAUUUA
Messenger RNA from Triticum aestivum (bread wheat), 1538 nucleotides. Its product is annotated as probable E3 ubiquitin-protein ligase RHC1A. The record is from RefSeq and is a predicted model, not a curated record. Gene Ontology annotation, cellular component: cytoplasm. Gene Ontology annotation, molecular function: ubiquitin protein ligase activity. The transcript has 2 exons. NCBI's taxonomy places the organism in Eukaryota, Viridiplantae, Streptophyta, Magnoliopsida, Poales, Poaceae. Gene Ontology annotation, biological process: protein ubiquitination. Bases 398 to 1267 code for a protein of 289 amino acids.